UGAUAAUCUCAAUAGUGCAAGUUUCCAAUUUUAAUCUACCUGAGAACAAAAAUUUUAGGCGAGAUUGCAGUUAAGCUUCAAAGUGUCAACCAAAAGAAGAUGAUGCCAUACUCCCACGAGCAACUGGCGACCAUAGUGGCACUCCCGACCAUAACCACGCUCCUCAUGUGGACCAUCGCCAUCUUCCAUAAGAACAGAAAAAAGUGGGGACCAUACGACAUCCCCAUCGUCUCAGUUUUAGUACUAUCAGUCAUACGCAACAUCACAGUACUUGUCUACAUUCUUGUUGUCACACUGGGAGACGAACAUGUCUUUAGUCUGGAGUCCUGCAGUAUCGUCGUUUGGAUAUUCAAUUCUUUGCAUACGUUUCAAGCCAGUUCUCUAACCACAAUUGCAGUCAUAGGAUUGUUUUCUGUCAAAUUACAUCAGAAGCAACAACACCUUAGGAUGUUCCUUACUCCUACGCACAUAAUCUACCAUCUGUUUUGUCUUACAACUCUGUGUGCUUGCGUAGGUGUUGCAGCGAUCUUGGCCCAAUCAGAAACGGAGCCUGUGUUUGAACGACUUUCUUCUGUCUUUGAUACAACCCCCUGUAGAUUUAUGCCAUUCAACUUGGAUAUCAAGUACAACGUGUUCAUUCUAGUUCUUCAUAUGUUUCUUGCUGUGAUAUCUUUUUCUAGUUUCGCUAUAAUCUGUUAUAAUUUUUAUAAAAUGAAACGGGAAAAUUUCGAAUAUAUGAAGAAGUCGAAUUCAGAUUUGAGUGAGAUGAGUUUGGGGUACGGAAAUACGUUCAACGGAGAUAAUAAUAAAGGUUACUAUGACACCUACACCAUAAACCGCAACGGCAACGGAAGUGCCCACGUCACAAACAGCAGUGACCCACGUUACUACGAUUCGUCAACGCACCAUGUGUCCAACGGAGGGUUCUGCGCCGCCAGGGAUAUCAACUGGAACUCCGAUCUGUCAAAUAUGUCAACGACUGUCAGCUCGACCAAUUCGAGACGGCCCUGUCUUAGUAGGCAGCCUACCGACCACCAGCAUCGGCUGAUGCAGAGUCAAGACGACAGGACUGGACUGGAGACGAUGCAUCCUGUGCUGAUUGUGUGUUAUUUGUUCUACCAUCUGCCGCUGAUCGUAAGUGAAUUGUUGUAAAUUCCAAGAUG
Molecule: messenger RNA, 1163 nt
Organism: Acanthoscelides obtectus
Lineage: Eukaryota; Metazoa; Arthropoda; Insecta; Coleoptera; Chrysomelidae
Source: the annotation of a GenBank genome assembly